AUGCCAAACUUCAAGGCUACAGUGUCCCUUCUGGUAGGGUUUCAUACAACGGUUAUGGACGGCCAUGGAGGCACAGUGACGUCGACCUCGUCCCAGUGGAGCGGAUCGGACGGCUCUGAUCUGUCCCCGAGGGACGUUAGGUGCGCGCGAGGCCCGAGACGGCGGGGAUGGCGAAGAUUGACGGCCAUUCUUAUCGGGACCCGGCAUGAGGAGGGGGAUGAGCGGGGAGUUGAGGGGAGCUUGGGGAGAGAACGCGGGGACGAGCACGAGGGAAGGGGGAACGAGGAGGGUGGUUUCGACGCGCAGAACCGCGGAGGCGGAGGGUUGCCUUUGGACGAGCGUGACUAUAGCGGUGCUGAUUCCGCGGCUCUGAAUGAUUCGCACAGUAGAGAGUCACAAGGGUUCUGGCACUCGGCACAUGACCAUCCACAUGGCGCGUCCCCAUUGGAUCAGGUCGUGGUGGACACGUCAGCAGCACCCUCCGUGUCAUUCAGCGACGCGCUCAUGCGGGAAGUCCUUCCCAAAGCCUUCCCGGAUGGGAGUGAGGGGGAGGGGGAGAUGUGGAGGAAAGGAGACAGCCUGAGAAAGGGUUUUGGAAGGGUGGGUCGGCGGCUUAUUCGGGCUGUGAAGAAACGACCUGUGCUCAUGCGACGGCUAGCAGCUGUGGUAAGCAGAGCGCUGACUUCAUCACCCCGUCACACCACUUUGCCUGCCGGCAGUUCUGGGGAGCCUGGGGAUACUGGGGCCGCCAAAACCACCGCCCAAACCACCGAUGGGGGUACCGAGCAGCAAUACUAUGUAGACGCAUGCCCUGUCAGUGUCAACGCCUCCGCCUCUAGCCUGCAGGGGCUGGUUCAGCAGCAGCAGCAGCAGCAGCAGCAGCAGCAGCAGCAGCAGCAGCAGCAGCAGCAGCAGCAGCAGCAGCAGCAGCAGCAGCAGCAGCAGCAGCAGCAGCAGCAGCAGGGUGAUGGUCUUGUGGUGAUCUCCAUAGUGCCGUCGGCUCGUAUCUUCUCCGCCUUGGAUUCCGGCAGUGACACUGUCAUGGCGCUCUGCAUCGCCCUGUCUCUCGUUGUCCUCGUUAUAGGCUUGCUGCUCGUCUGCAUGAACCGAUCAACGGACUCGGCUCGAACCGGCCAGACGCUGCGCCAGGAGCUGGUGCGGCAGCUGGUGGAGAAGCACAGGGUGGAGCAGCGCAGCAACCACAAGAGCCAGUUCCUCGCCAACAUGAGGCGCCUGAGAAGCUGGUUCCACAGCUGGUGGAGAAGCACAGGGUGGAGCAGCGCAGCAACCACAAGAGCCACUGGUUCCACAGCUGGUGGAGAAGCACAGGGUGAAGCAGCGCAGCAACCACAAGAGCCAGUUCCUCGCCAACAUGAGGCGCCUGAGAAGCUGGUUCCACAGCUGGUGGAGAAGCACAGGGUGGAGCAGCGCAGCAACCACAAGAGCCAGUUCCUCGCUAACACGAGAAGCUGGUUCAACUGCUGGUUCGCGUGUUUUCCCCCGCUCCGCCCCUACCCCUGCAGCCACGAGCUGCGCACGCCGCUAGCAAGCAUCGUCGGGCUCCACGAGCUGCGCACGCCCCUGGCGGGCAUCAUUGGUUUGCUGGACCUGCUGGCGUGCGAUGCACUCUCCCCCGAGCAGGAGGCCAUGGUGCUGCAGAUCAAGCGCUGUGCUUCGGGCCUGCUCGCCCUCAUCAACAACGUUCUCGACAUCUCCAAGCCCGUUUCUCCACUCCGCCCCUGCCUGCCGGUCCCUCCCCUGCAGGUGGAAGUGGGGGCGCUAGAGCUCACUAUAGCGCCCUUCAGUAUAGUCACGGAGAUGGAGACGCUACUGGACAUGUUUGCAGUGCACUGCAUUGGCAGCGGCGUUGACCUCUCAAUGGAUCUAGCGGACGACCUCCCAGACAUGGUGCUGGGGGAUGCAAUGCGGUUCCGCCAGGUGCUCAGCAACCUGCUGUCCAACAGUGUCAAGUUCACGGAGCAAGGGUAUAUUCACGUGCGCGCAUGGGUCGUGCACACUCCCAACACGGUCGCCAUGGUGACUGGGGCAGGUGUUACCGAGGACAGCGCACUUGCAGGCGCGGGGGAGGACACAUCGGGAGACGGCCUGUCUGGGGAAGGUCCAUCUGAGGAGUUUCCACCUGGGGAAGGCCCGCCUGUAGGGGAGCGCCCAUCGGGCGAGCCUGCCCCGGACGACCGAGUGCUGAUAAUCUUUGAGGUGGAUGACACGGGGUGUGGUAUACCACCGGAGGAACGCGAGGCGGUGUUUGAGAGCUUCUCGCAGGUGGACGAGUCGGCGUCGCGCGUGCAUGCGGGCUCAGGGCUGGGGUUGAACAUAGUGAAGGGGCUCGUGGAGCUCAUGGGCGGCCACGUGGCUGUUGCUGAUAAGGAAGGUCCUGGUGCCCUCAUCCGCUUCUCGCUAAUGCUUCCCCGCAUGCCCUCCCCUGGUGCUGCUGCUGGUGGUAGUGGUGACGGUGCUGCUUGUAUGGACGACCCAGACCUAUCAGCGUCUUUCAUUCCAAGGUUUGGUGAAGGCCCAUCAGAUAAUCCAUGGGGGGAGCUGGUUCCCUCCCCUCCCCAACCAGCCCCACCUGCUCUCAACCACAGUGAGGUUCAGGUGGUCUUGGCAAUGGAUGAGUGCCCUGGCAGGGCCACAGCAACCACCUGGUUGGAAGGCAAGAAAAUCGCAGUGAGGGAAGUGGGGGCGUGGGAGAGCGUCAAAACCGCACUGGACCACGCUGUUCACACCUCCCUGCUGCGCCGCCGAACCGCUGCCCUCACUGCUGCUGCCGCCACCAUCGGCCAUGGGAAAGGUGCAACGGGAGACAGAGGGAUACAGAGCGGUGCAGCGGGGCGUGGAGAUGCAGGGAAUGGAAGCCGCGGGCUGUGCAACGCCAUGCUAGAUCCAGCAGAACAGGACCCGCUGGCAGUGGGGGCGAGUGCUGCCAAUGACCUGCCCCGCUUUGACAUCCAUGGGGAGGAGCCGCGCUUUGGCGGACACACCAGCCCUGCUGCUCGUCCUCUCCUCGUUCCGCCGGAGCUGGAGAGGCUGUGUGCUGACCUCAACGCCAUCCGCACCCAGUCCCCGCAGAUGGCAGAGUCUUUUGUCGUGGCGUGGCUAGCCCCUCCAGGGGAGGACCCGCUCUUCAGUGGCGGCGCUACUGGUGCUGCUGCAGGUGGUGCCCCUCCAGAUGACGAAGAGCUUCCUUCUCAAUUGUAUGACGUUACUGAACCAGAAAAUGCCUGCCUCACACUUUUGCCUGACCCAGAAAUGCCUGCCCCGACAGUUCCUGCUUCAGCUGUGCCUGCAUCAGAAAUGCUGUGCUUAGCUGCGCCCCCAGCCUCCCAUGUGGACGUCCCUCCUUCGCUCAACUCGGUGUGGGAGAGCAUCACACGCAGCACCAGGCACCAAUCUGUUGCUGCCACUGCUGCCGCCACUGCCACUGCUGCCACUGCUGCUGCUGCUGCUGCUGUUGAUGCUGCUGGCGCAGUGGGAAAAGCAGUAGCAGUAGGAGCAGACGCAAGGGCAGCAGGUGUGGGGACCGGGGAGGGAGUAGAGGAAGAGGAGGAAGAGGAGGAAGAGGAGGAAGAGGAGGACAAUGACGAGGAGGAGGAGGAGGAGGAAGAGGAAGAGGGUGUGGAGAAGGAGGAACGGGUAAAGAGAGGAGGGAGGCGGCGCCUCUCUUUCAACGCUUGGCGUGUGCCUGCCUCGGUCAGUUUUGAGUCGACUCAGAAGCUGCCAGCGUCUGUCGUGCCCUCUGCUGGUAGUGCUGAGGUACUGCUGCCGUUGACGGCUGCGCUUACUACAGCUCAGCACCCCUCUGCAUCUUCUCCCACCGUUCACCACCUCUCUGCAUCUCCGCACAUACAUGUGCACUCCUUGCAGCAGCGUUCCCACUCAGACCUGUACGCUCGCCGCACAAAUACCACCAGUCCCGCUUACCCGCACAACCCCCGCUCAAGCCUAUCUGACGGUCUGGAACGGCUUAGAUUGAUCAACGUGAAUCUCAACCAUGCCGCCUCCUUCCUGGCCCAACGCCCUUCGGCUGCUGCUGCUGCUGCUGCUGCUGCUGCUGCUUCGGCGUCGCUUGCUUCCCCCUCUGCGCUUCCGCAUUUUACCACUCUAGUCAGCCCGGGCCAGGGAGGCAGCCUCGGGCGAGGCUCGGCACAGAUCCGGAAGCUGAGCGGCAGCUUCGGCGGCAGUGCGCGUUUUGCUGCGGGUGGUGCUCCUGGUGCUUCUGCAGCAGGUGCGGGGAACCUGAGUGGCAUAGGGUUGGGCUGGCCGGGUCUAGCCAGCCUGCCUCAGUUCGCAUCUCUCUCCGGUGCCUCCCAACUGGGUCUCAUUCGGUCCAUGUCAGCUGUACAGAGCUAUGCAGCCGCCUCCUCCCUCUCCGUCCUCUGCCAACCCACCAUGCUGUCUGGGAUCGGCUAUGAUCAACCCAGCUUGCUCUCCGGUUUGGGAUAUGACCAGCCUGCUAUGCUCUCCGGUUUGGGGUACGAUCAGUCUAGUAUGCUGUCUGGAUUUGGCCCUAGCAGCCUGGGUCACGAGACCAUCUUUGAGACUCCGCACGUGUCGGCACAAAUGUCGCCGCACGUGUCACCUGGCAGGUCACCUGGCGUGUCACCUGGCGUGUCACCUGGUGUGCUGUCCGGCAUGCUGUACGCGAUCGGGUCGGAGCCGAUACCAGAAGCAUAUAAGGCGUCACCUGGGCAUGGGAAUGCCCCUGGGAAUCUCCCUGGAGGAGCUACUAGUAGGCCUGGUCUGCGGGGAAGUGGGAGGAGCAGCAGUGGGAGCCCGAUUCUCCCAGGUGGUAGGAGAAAGUAUGAUUUAUUGGGAGGAGGGGGGAACAGGAGCGGGAGGAGCAGGGGCAUGGGAAUGCAUGUAAGGGGAGGCAGUGCUGGUAGUGCCAGCGGAUUUGAAAUGCCUGAGAGCAGUGUAGGCGCUGGUAUGGGCAUGGGCAUGGGGUUGGGAGGUUCUACUGGUAAUCUGCUGCAUUCUGGUCCACCUUACACCAGUAGUGCCCAUGCCACGUCACCUGCCCAUGCCGCAUCACCUGCUCAUGCCACGUCACCUGCUCAUGCCGCGUCACCUGCCCGCGCCAUAUCACUGGACCAAGCCACGUCGGCCAACUCCCAGCCAGUGGCUUACCACAGGAGGGGGGCAGCCAAUGCAGAGCGAACAUUCUCACAGCCACCAGCAUUCCUCAAGGGCAGCACCGUACUCUACUCCUCCACCACCCAUUCCAACCACUCCCACUACUCCCAGCAAGCAGGAAGUCCCCUCGGGCCGGGAUUAGCAGCAGCUCCGUCUGCGGCUGUGUCGUCCCCUCACUCCCAAGCAGCAGGCUACCUGCGAGGCUUUCACAGCAUGGCCCGCAUGCCUCGCACCACCUCGGCUUCUCUCGACGCGCCCAACAAGCGCAUGCCGCAUGCCAGAUCCAGCGCUCUUGAUGCCGCGUCCAAAUGCGUCAGCCACGCCAGCCUGGCCCCCAGCAGCAUGCCGCGCACGAGCUCGGCCCCUCUGGAUGCCCCUCGCGUGGUUACCAGAAGGUCGUUCCAACACCACUCUGCCAGGCACUCCGUGAGCGGGGCGUCUGCUCUCCUUGAGGCGCCUCAAAAGCAUCAUUCUGCUAGUGCCACUGGCAUUGCUGCUGGGAUUCCUGCUGGCAGUGGUGCUGACAGAGGUGGUGACAGAGGUGGUGACAGAGGUGGUGACAGAGGUGGUGACAGAGGUGGUGACAGAGGUGCUGAUAGAGGUGGUGACAGAGGUGGUAACAGAGGUGGUGACAGCAGGGAGGGGAGUGCGGCUACUAGCGUGGAAGCAGGGCAGUCAAGAGUGCCUGCUGCUUCAGAAACAACACACAAGGAUGGGCACGGCACGGGCACGGGAGGGAUAAUUCUUAGGAUGAAAAUGGGUGCACUAUCUGCUGCUGCUGGUGCUGCUGCUGCUGGUGGUGCUGCUGCUGGUGCUGGUGGUGCCGGUGGUAGUGGUGCUAGUAUUGCCGGUUCUAGUGGGAGCAGUGGCACUGGCAGCAGCAGGAGGAAGAGUUUCAGCAUGGCGAGAGAAGCAAUGCUAGCCGGCUCAUCUGCAGCAGCAGCAGCAGCACCUGCAGCAGCAGCAGCAGCAGCAGCUGCAGCAGCAGGGCAGCAAGGGGAGCUAGAAAGGGCACGCAGCAGCAGCCCCCGCAACCCCACCAGCACCGUCAGGUCUCUCUUUUCCACUGCUGGCUCUUCCCUUCACUCUGCCACUGCCUCCCUCUCUGCCACUGCCUCUCCCUCUUCAGCUGCUCCUCACUCUGCCGCUGUCUCGCCCUCCGCGGGUUCCUUUCGCUGGAAGCCGCGUCGUGGCAGCAGCGGCACUGUCUCCUUCCUCCUCUCCGCCCUCCCAUCCGCGUCCGCCCUCCCAUCCGCGUCCCCCCUCUCUUCCAGUCCCCGGGCGUCAUCCCUCUCGUCCAGCCCUCCUGUGGCAACAGCAGGGGGAGGGGGAGGAGGCAGACCAGCAGCGACUGGAGCAGGAGGAGGAGGGGGAGGAGGUGGUGGUGUUGCUGAAGGGUGUGCGGCAGCAGGAGUGCAGCAGAGUCAAGUCACUGAGGCUUCUGAGGCGCCUCUGGUAGAGAGGGGAGAGGAAAGGCCCAGAUCAUCUUUUUCCAACCCGUUUGAUCCAUCAGGGGCAGCUGUUGCAUCAUCAUCUGUAGCAUCAACGGCUGUAGCAGCAGCUUGUGGCAGCAAUGCAGUGGGUACAGCUGGAGAGGAUGUGUCGAAGGGCAGUGGGAUGAAUGGAGGAGGGGAUGCAGCAGCAGAUCCGUUUGACAUUGUGCUCAUGGAUUGCCAGAUGCCAGUGAUGGAUGGGUACACAGCCACAAGGACCAUUCGGGCAGCAGAGAGGGGCACGGGACGCCACACUGUCAUCUGUGCACUCACUGCUCAUGCCCUCGCCAGUGACGAGGCCAAGUGCAGGCAAGCAGGGAUGGAUGGGUACCUCACCAAGCCAAUCAACAUACGGUUGCUGGUGGACACAGUUCAGCGGCUGGUCAGCAGGAACAGCAGGGCAGCAAGGCGGAGCAUGAGCAACCUCGGCGUGACUGCCACUGCCAGCGGCACGGCCUCGGCAAAUCAAGGCAGCUUCAGCAGCGCUUCCAGUAACAGCCCUUACACCAGCCCUCUAGGGUCAACUGCUAGUACUACCGGCCCUACUACAGGCAUACGAACAUCGUUCUCCUACACAAUGGGGGCAGAUAGUAAGGGACAUUGA
This is a messenger RNA of Closterium sp. Yama58-4, 7251 nucleotides long. Lineage: Eukaryota; Viridiplantae; Streptophyta; Zygnematophyceae; Desmidiales; Closteriaceae. The record is from the annotation of a GenBank genome assembly.